Messenger RNA from Linum tenue, 3437 nucleotides. The record is from the annotation of a GenBank genome assembly. NCBI's taxonomy places the organism in Eukaryota, Viridiplantae, Streptophyta, Magnoliopsida, Malpighiales, Linaceae.
AGAAAGAAAAAGGGAGAAAAGAAAACAAUUGGCGAAAAAGACAGAAGAACGAAAAAGAGGAAGAACGGAGGCGAGCCGCGAGAGCGAGCGGCGACUUCCCUCGCCAUUUCCCACUUUGACUUCCUUUUCUUCUUUCUUUUUCCUUUGAUUUUCUCCCAAGGAAAAUAAAAAAAGGAAAACGCGGAAGGAGAAAGAAGGAAAAAAACAGCGGGAGCAACGAAAAACAAAAGAAAUUCAAAGAUCAAAAUUCCGAAUUUCUCCCGAUUAGUUUGACCUCCCCCGCAACCGCUUCUCGCCAAACACCAUUCUCCUCUCCUUCUUCUUCUUCUUCUUCUUCUUCUUCUUCGUGGCUUCGUUUCCUCAGCUCUCGCUUCCGUCGUCGUUCUCCGUGAGUUGGAUUCCCGUCCGUCGUCCCCUGCGUCGCCGAUUACGCCAUGGAAAGAACGGAAGACCUCGGCAAGUGAAUUUUUCGUGACGAACAUGAUUGUUGCUGUUUUGAUUUCUCGCCACCAUGCGCUGGCCAAGCCUAUCCGCGUUCUCCUCCUCGUCCGCGCCUUCCUCCUCCGUAACUUCGCCUAAACCCGCCGACGACGAGGCCGCGUUUCAAAAGCACCACGGCAACAAGAAGCAUGGCCAGAACCUCCGCAGCAACACCUUCGGCUUCCGAUUCAAUUCCAGCCCCGACGCCGCCCCCAAGCUCACCCGCCAGCGCAAGCUCCGCCAUCUGACCGACAAGGAUGUCGCCAGCAGCGACGGAGUCCCUGCCUCAUCCAAAUCGUCGCCGCCGGAGCCGCUCAAGCUCUCGCGGUCUCACAGCACUUCCUCGUCGCCGCCGAGGAUCUCCACCAAGGCGCCUACCUCCCCUGUCCCCCUCCCCGUGCCUCUCCCGCUGCCGCAGAAGUUGCGGGGCGAGAAUCUCCACGCCGCCGGCGAGGCCGACUCGCGGUUGCGGUCUCCCAAGGAGAAGGAGCACGAUUCUUCCAGGGAGAGAAGUAACGGCGGUGGAAUCGGCACCUCGCUCUCCACUUCCGCGCCUUGCAGUACGGGGAACAAUCAUAGUGUAUUGGUUGGUCGAGAAACAAAGAAGACGGCAGAGCAGCAGCACCAGGAGCCGAGGUCAAGUACAGCGACGGUUGCUGGUCUAGAUUUAAACAAUUUUAGGCAUGACAAAGCCGCUAAGAGUACAUCUAUGAGUCCCUACGCAAGUCCCGAAAUAAGUCCACAGAGGAUAAGCCAUGCUUUCAUCACAUCUCCAUACCACAACCUGAUUCCAAACGGGAAGCAAGGUUGGUCUGCACCGGAGAUGUCAUCGUUAGAUAUACCAGGGCUCCCACCGCCAGCAUAUUUCGAUUUGAGUAGUGAUAGUUCGCCCCUUCAAAGCCCGGCACCAAACGGAAGUCCUCCAUCUCCUGUGACUGCUAGAACUUCGUUUGAGACUUCAGCUGCUAGGCCACGUGACAGCAAUGCAGGUGUAGAGGUUCACAAGUUGCCUCUCCCCCCUGGAGCAAAUCUGCUGAUAUCUCCAACUCUAACUCCGGCGGCUGCAGCUGUGGUUCCUCCUGUUGCUCCUGCAGCUACUGCUGCUAAACAAGAGUAUGUGCCCAUGAAAAGUCAGUGGCAGAAAGGGAAGCUUAUUGGACGUGGCACGUUUGGAAGUGUGUUUGUUGCCACCAACAGGGAAACUGGGGCCUUAUGUGCGAUGAAGGAGGUUGAUAUGUUUCCGGAUGACCCAAAAUCUCAAGAGUGCAUAAAGCAACUAGAGCAGGAAAUUAAAGUUCUUAGCCAGCUGAAGCAUCCAAACAUUGUGCAGUAUUAUGGUAGUGAAAUAGUGAGUACCUCCCCUGCUGUGUUUUUAUUUUAUCUUCAGGUAUCUGCUUGGUUUCUCUGUUUGAGUAAUCAACGGUUUAUUAUGCAGGUUGAGGACCACUUUUAUAUAUAUUUAGAGUACGUUCAUCCCGGGUCAAUCAAUAAAUAUGUCCGUGAUCAUUGUGGAGCUGUAACAGAAUCAAUUGUUCGUAGUUUUACCCGCCAUAUCCUCUCUGGAUUGGCAUACUUGCAUACCAUGAAGACAGUACACAGGGACAUAAAAGGAGCAAAUUUACUUGUGGAUGCAUUUGGGGUAGUAAAACUAGCAGAUUUUGGGAUGUCAAAACAUCUUACUGGACAAGUAGCUGAACUUUCAAUGAAGGGGAGUCCUUACUGGAUGGCACCAGAGCUUAUGCAAGCUGUUAUCCAGAAGGAUCAUAACUCUGAUCUUGCACUUGCUGUUGACAUUUGGAGCUUAGGCUGUACGAUCAUCGAAAUGUUCACUGGGAAACCUCCUUGGAGUGAGUUUGAGGGUGCUGCAGCUAUGUUCAAAGUAAUGAGGGACACUCCACCUAUACCCGAAACAUUGUCAGCAGACGGCAAGGAUUUCCUUCUUUGGUGCUUCAAAAGAAACCCUGCAGAGCGGCCUUCUGCUAGCUUGUUACUAGAACAUCGGUGGUUGAAACAGCUGCAUGAUGCUCUUCCCUCAUCUACCCCACAAAUUAAUGGCACUAAACCAAUGGACACUAGCCGUAGCCUUAGAGUAACCGAUGACAAGACUAGUAGGGCCGGACCAAUGAUUCCUCAACUUCCAACCUCACGAAGCUCCAAGGGAAAGUUCAUCUCCGAAAACUCCCCGAUGUUAAAUACUCGUGCAGUCCAGCAAGAGCGCCCGAUGAUCUCAUGAGACUUCCAACCCCUUGGCAGUAUAGUCUUCCCCUGUUUUGUUGUGGGCAAAGUUCUCAAUAUACAACUGCAAACGAACUCGGUCGAAUCACCGAAGCAAGCCUCGUCCUAGUCUAUUUUUUGCUUGGUGACGAAGUAGGCCGAGUAGAGGCAUCGAAAGAGACCCGUCCAGUUGCCAAAUUCACACUCGUAUCGUAUAUAUAAUUUUCUAAACCACUUUCAGGGCAUGAAUCUCAGCUUAGAUGAAGGCUUGUCCUGAUUGAUUGGUUUACUUGUACCGAGCUGCCGGUGGUGCGGUGAUAGUGAUCGCAAUGUCUUCUUGUUUGUAUGUAAUGUGUGUUAUAAGGCCCUAAAGAAGAAGAGGAAAAGGAAGGUGUCAUUUUGCCUCCCAUCUCCAUUGUUGUGUAGAGGAGGAGAACAGAUUGUAUAGAGGAAGAGAGUGUAGGAAAAAAGGAAGAGACUCGGGAAAACGUCGGAUUUCAUAUGUUAACAUGUGUUUGACAGUUUGAGUUUGGUCUCGGUCAGGUUUAUGGACUCUGGAUUUAAGUUGGGCCGAAACAACUACAACAGACUGGUGGAUCUUUUUCCAGGCCCAGUUAUUUUCUCAUUUAAUUAUGGCCAUAAGCAGAAAACUAUUUUACCCUUUCUGCCCGUCCUUUCCCCGCGAGUGUUAGAUUACAAGGCAAAAUCAUUAAACAAGAAUCAUGAAUAUGCGAAAUUCGAGG